AUGCCUCCAUCCCUUCCCCGCCGACGCAAGAAACUUGACUUGGAGUGCAAUCUCUGUGGAAAACGGUACACAAAACGGGAACACCUCCAGAGACAUGAACGAAUCCGUACGCUCUACAUUCCAAAGGUGGAGAAGUCUAUAGUAACAGAAGUUCCAGAUAGCGGUGACAAACCCUUCACAUGCCCAGUAUGUGGUCGAUGCUUUGCGCGACAGGAUGUACUGAAUCGACAUUCUCGCGUCCAUCAGGAUGAUUCACAUCCAGAACUCAGAACGGAAGAUAUCAGAGAAGAUACAUCGAUCUCAUCACUUUCUUUACAACAACAACAACCAUGUGACCCUUCAUACAUGAACCAGAGUCACGAGACUCUAUCACUUGAAGAUUGUUCUUCGCUACUCUGGCCCGACUCCGAGGGCCUGUUGCAGAACAUUCUAGCAAUUGACUCUGGUAUUUGGAACCAACCAGCUUCCCUGAUGCCGCAGACGCUUAGCAUUCCUCCAAGUCCUUUCCAGACAACUUCAGCUGGGCAAGGUAUCUCGCCAUCAAGCUGUAGUAGCAUCGCAGAAGAUGGGGAGCGAGCAAUUCAGUCUUUAAGCGGGAUUAUCAAUGAGACGUUCUGCAAUGUGACAGCUCCAUCAGCCUUGGCAGGACUCACUUCCCGGUUCCUGGAUAGUAGUCUGCACAUGUUCUUCAGAUUCAUAGUGCCGAUGUUUCCCGUUAUCCACCAACCAACAUUUAUCUUCCGAGAUUGCCCUCCGCCUCUUUUACUGAAUGCCAUUGCACUAGGUGCUUUGUUUUUAGGGACUAAAGAUGCGAAUUUGAAGGCGGAUGCUCUCUGGCAGCUCGCUCAUACUGCCGUCGCAACUUCAUGGCACACAAUGAUUCAACAAAAAAGACCGUACGAUUCAUGCAAUGGAGUCUGCCUUGUUCAGACAAUGCUACUGAGUCAAAUAUAUGCGGCAUUGUCAAACAAUCGGACCCUGCGAACUACUAGCCAAGUUUUUCAUGGGCUGGCGCUUUUCUGGGCUAGUCACUGUGGCAUGUACGAGGGGCUGGAUCAUCCUUCAUUACCCUCUCCAGACGCAAAUUCCGAAAUAAUGCAGAGUGCUUGGUAUAGUUGGAUUUCUCAGGAGACCAGACUCCGCACUUUGCUAGGGCUUUACAUCGUGGAUGGAGUGGUGUCUCAGUUCAGCGGCAAUCCGACGUUUGCUCGACACAUGGCCAAUCCCCUCACUCUCCCGAGCGACGAUGCGGUUUUCAACGCGUCUACAGCCCAGGAGUGGAUUCAAAGGAGUGUCGAAAGCCGGUUGUUACAGUCGAAUCAUUUUCGAUUUUGCGACGUGUUCCACGCACUUUUUUCAAAAGACGGCAUGAAUAAUACUACGAGCGUGAGGCCGGAGUACGGUAUUUCAUUGUUUCACCACAAGGUUAUCCUUGAAGGUAUCCGGUCUCUUGUUGCAGAUGCAAAUCGAACAAAACCAGUACCAGUAGGAGUGCCAUCGAAGCAAGAAAUUGGCAAUGCCGUCAUAAGGCUGCGGGAACAGAUAAUUCAAAACCAGCGCCUCUCCUCACCAGACGAAGUAGUCGCAAUGCUGCAGUGGCACACAAUAUGUCUCGAUUUGGUUGUGAGCACUGCUCGAGGUACUCGCAGAAUGUGCGCAUUGCAUGGGAUCCCACAGCGAAUAUUUGGAGGUGACAGUCGCAUUGAGCAGGACAUAGAUCCGCGCCGAUGGGCGCAAAGCAAGAACGCGCGUAUUGCCUUAUUGCAUGCCUCUCAAAUUCAAGAACUUGCUACAAGUCUCCCGCUCGGUAUGGCCUAUGAUAUCAAUGUUCCUGGUGCUGUAUUUGCUGCAGCGACUACCUACAGUGCCUUUGCUUUGGCAGGAGCUGGGAAAGUGGUUUUACCUCCUGAGAUCGACUGGGUGACCGCCGUUCAGGCUGCUACCAUUGAUGAGAAAGUGGGAGAUCCAGGGCCGGAUAGGACCUCCAACAAAACUCUAUUGUUCGUGAAUGAUGGAGUUUUUGGUAAAGGUCUGCUUCGGGAUCUUUCCUAUGAGUUAACAUCUAUUCGAAGCUUGUUGCGGUCUCUCUCAUUGCAGUGGAGUGUUGCUCAGGAGAUGGAACAGGUUGUCGGGGCUUGGAUUGAGCGCAUGCAAUAA
Messenger RNA from Penicillium cataractarum, 2157 nucleotides. RefSeq lists its product as uncharacterized. Gene Ontology annotation, molecular function: DNA-binding transcription factor activity, RNA polymerase II-specific; RNA polymerase II cis-regulatory region sequence-specific DNA binding; zinc ion binding. The coding region runs from base 1 to 2157 and encodes 718 amino acids. The record is from RefSeq and is a predicted model, not a curated record. Gene Ontology annotation, cellular component: chromatin. Gene Ontology annotation, biological process: DNA-templated transcription; regulation of transcription by RNA polymerase II. Lineage: Eukaryota; Fungi; Ascomycota; Eurotiomycetes; Eurotiales; Aspergillaceae. The transcript has 4 exons.